AUGGAGCAGAGAGACGGGAACCCCUCUGAGGAUGGGACCACUGUCUCCCCAACUGCAGGGACUCUUGGGACGCCAGGAAGUCAGGGCACUGCAAAGAAGGUGGCCGAAGGCACGGUUGGGACGAGUGACAAAGAAGAGCCUCCAGUUGGAGCAGAACAUUUGUGUGAAGCAGCGUCUGAGAGUGGUGCGUCAGAGAGGUCACCCGGGGAAGCCAGCGUAGUAGAUGAGCUCAAGCCAGACUCGCAAGGGGAGGCCAGAGGGAAGGAGGAGGCCAAGGCUAGCCUUGCUGAGGAGGAAGGUGGGAAGGAAGUCGCCACAGCAGCUUCUCAGGAAGACACUGGUAAGAAAGAAGAAACAAAACCUGAACCCAAUGAUGUUAGGGAGAAAAAAGAGAUCAUGCUGGCCUCGGAGAAGCAGCAGGUUGAUGAGAAAGAGACCAAUCUAGAAUCUAAGGAGAAAUCGGAUGUGAUUGAUAAGGCCGAGCCUGAAUCCAAGGAGGAUGCUGGAGCAGAGGUUACUGCCAACGAGGCUGAGACUGAAUCUCAGAAGAAGGCUGAUGUGAAAGACCAGGCCAAACCCGAGCUUCAGGAAGUUGAUGGGAAAGAGACUGGAAGUGACUCAAAGGAGCUGGUGGAGCCAGAGAGUCCCACUGAAGAGCAGGAGCAGGGUAAGGGAGAUGAAUCAGAAGAAAGGGCUUCGGUGAUUCCUAGCUCCCCCGAGGAGUGGCCCGAGAGUCCCACAGACGAGGGGCCCAGCCUCAGCCCAGAUGGGUUGGCUCCAGAGUCUACAGCAUCUGGAGAGACCAGUCCUUCACCCAGUGAAUCUUCACCCAGUGAGGUGCCAGAGAGUCCCACAGAGCCCCAACCCUCGGAGAAAAAGAAGGAUCGGGCACCAGAACGCAGGGUGUCGGCUUCCAGCCGGCCCCGGGGACCCCGUGCACAGAAUCGGAAGGCCAUCAUGGACAAAUUUGGAGGGGCAGCCUCCGGCCCCACUGCACUGUUCCGGAACACAAAGGCAGCCGGGGCGGCCAUUGGUGGUGUUAAGAACAUGCUUUUGGAGUGGUGCCGGGCCAUGACGAGAAACUACGAGCACGUGGACAUCCAGAACUUCUCGUCCAGCUGGGGCAACGGCAUGGCCUUCUGUGCCCUCAUCCACAAGUUUUUCCCAGAAGCUUUUGACUAUGCAGAGCUGGACCCAGCCAAGCGCCGGCACAACUUCACCCUAGCUUUCUCUACUGCAGAGAAGCUAGCGGACUGUGCCCAGCUGCUGGAUGUGGACGACAUGGUGCGGCUGGCAGUGCCCGAUUCCAAGUGCGUCUACACCUACAUCCAGGAGCUAUACCGUAGCCUUGUGCAGAAAGGGCUGGUGAAGACGAAAAAGAAAUGAAUGGCAAAGCCAUGCGGGAGGAGGAAGCGGGGGCCCAGCUGCCAACCGUCGCCUCGGGGUGCUUUUGCCGCACC
This is a messenger RNA of Apodemus sylvaticus (European woodmouse), 1460 nucleotides long. It is a transcript of the gene Smtnl1, whose product is annotated as smoothelin like 1. Gene Ontology annotation, biological process: actin cytoskeleton organization. The coding region runs from base 1 to 1386 and encodes 461 amino acids. The transcript has 7 exons. Lineage: Eukaryota; Metazoa; Chordata; Mammalia; Rodentia; Muridae. Gene Ontology annotation, cellular component: filamentous actin; microtubule organizing center. The record is from RefSeq and is a predicted model, not a curated record. Gene Ontology annotation, molecular function: protein binding.